AUGUCUGUAUUCAAGGCGGUAACGCCUACCAACAGUAUAAUAAUGCGGUGGGCUCCCAAAAACAACAUGCCUCCCGUCGCAAGCCGCUACCUAAACGCACUCUCUCAUCCAAUCCGACCCAAGAUUGUCCAUCUCUGCGGGCACCGAGAUCGCAAUACAUUAUGGUGGCGGGUUUCAGUGACACAGCUCCAGCAGCACAAGCGGGUGGUCCGUUCCUGGUGCGCACGUCGAGUGCGUGUUGCUAUUGAGCAAGCUCUCAAGCAGCAUGGAUUGGACAAGUCAGGGAAACCGCUCGUCUCGGAGUCCCCUCUGCACAAGACCAAUGUGACCGGGACUCUAGAUAUCCUCGUUCAGUUGCCGUGCGUGACUCAGAAAAUGGAUUCGCUUCAGGAAGAUGCGAACAAUCUAAUAUCUUCGUUUCUGGAACAUGAAGCAGCAAACAAGGUCAAUGAGCCGCAGCCAAAGUCCAAUUCCAAAGCUAAAACCCGGCCAUCGUGGACAAGACCAUAG
This is a messenger RNA of Penicillium canescens, 510 nucleotides long. RefSeq lists its product as uncharacterized. The coding region runs from base 1 to 510 and encodes 169 amino acids. The transcript has a single exon. NCBI's taxonomy places the organism in Eukaryota, Fungi, Ascomycota, Eurotiomycetes, Eurotiales, Aspergillaceae. The record is from RefSeq and is a predicted model, not a curated record.